This is a messenger RNA of Homarus americanus (American lobster), 628 nucleotides long. RefSeq names its product crustacyanin-A2 subunit. Lineage: Eukaryota; Metazoa; Arthropoda; Malacostraca; Decapoda; Nephropidae. Gene Ontology annotation, molecular function: pigment binding. The coding region runs from base 34 to 606 and encodes 190 amino acids. The record is from RefSeq and is a predicted model, not a curated record. The transcript is spliced from 3 exons.
AAUUUGUUACUCAGUGCAUAACCAAGUCUCACCAUGUUUAGAACAAUAAUUGUCGCCGCUCUUGUGGCUUGUGUGGCUGCUGAUGGAAUUCCAAGUUUUGUCACUGCUGGCAAAUGUGCGUCAGUGGCAAACCAGGACAACUUCGACCUCCGUAGGUACGCUGGUCGUUGGUAUCAAACCCACAUCAUAGAAAACGCUUACCAGCCGGUAACUCGAUGCAUAAACUCCAACUAUGAAUAUUCCGGGAAUGACUAUGGCUUCAAGGUGACCACCGCUGGCUUUAACCCAAAUGACGAAUACCUCAAGAUAGACUUUAAGGUCUACCCCACUAAGGAGUUUCCAGCCGCUCACAUGCUCAUUGAUGCUCCCUCAGUGUUCGCUGCCCCCUACGAGGUGAUCGAGACAGACUACGAGACCUACUCCUGCGUCUACUCAUGUAUCACCACCGAUAACUACAAAUCUGAGUUCGCCUUCGUGUUCUCCCGGACACCCCAGACCUCAGGACCCGCCGUGGAGAAGUGUGCUGCUGUCUUCAACAAGAACGGUGUUGAGUUCUCCAAGUUUGUACCUGUUUCACACACGGCUGAGUGUGUCUACAGAGCUUAAGACAUUAAACUACAUAGAUUAA